This is a messenger RNA of Camelina sativa (false flax), 2410 nucleotides long. NCBI's taxonomy places the organism in Eukaryota, Viridiplantae, Streptophyta, Magnoliopsida, Brassicales, Brassicaceae. The record is from RefSeq and is a predicted model, not a curated record.
AUGGUCUCAUGUAUGCACACAAUUAUUUACGGUGUCGAAUACAAAUCCAUCUCUAUCUCUCUCUCUCUCUCAACAAAGAGUUUUGUGACUUCGAUCACUCUUCCUAGUCUCGUUGUCUCUCUGAGUCUUAGGCUCCGUUUGACAAACCCACUCAGGUAACGUCUGGGGAUCUGAGUUGUGAGAAUAAUCAUUAAUCUGAGUUGUGAGAAUGGCUGGUUCUGUCACGAAUGUUCAUGAGCAUGGAGUUUUUGUGGACGAAAAGAAAUCUCGGGUUAAAUGCAAUCACUGUGGGAAAGAAAUGCAAAGCUUUUAUCGUCUCAAGUUUCACUUGGGUGGUGUAGGUACAGAUGUACCUCCCUGUGACCAAGUUUCACUUACUGUUAGAGAUACGUUUCGGACGAUAAUUAUGGAGAGAAAAGCUGGUCAUGGUCAUACUACUAGUGCUAAGAGAGUUGUGAAUUUCCAAACUGGUAAAAUUCAUAAGCGUCAGAAAAGCCAAGACUCGUCAAGCAAGAGUGUUUCUCCUCCUGAUAUACUGACAGGAUUUGUUGACGUAGCUGUGGAAGCUGACAGACAGGAUUUGUUGUUAAACAAAGCCCAAAUGUGCUUUGGUCGGUUCUUUUAUGAACACUGUGUCGACCUUUCAGCUGUGGAUUCCCCAUGUUUCAAAGAAAUGAUGAUGGCAGUUGGUGGUGGUGAGAUGGAGCUAAAGAUCCCUGAUUCUCGUGAUUUAAACGGCUGGAUGCUUCAAGAAGCUUUGAAAGAAGCGCAAGGUUAUGUGAAGAAGAUUAAAGAUUCCUGGGAGAUCACCGGGUGCAGCAUCUUGUUGGAUGCUUGGACUGACCAGAAAGGCCGCGAUCUGGUUACUUUUGUUGCUGACUGUCCAGCGGGUCCAGUCUAUCUGAAGUCCUUUGAUGUUUCGGAUAUUAAAGACAAUGUCACUGCCUUGCUAGCGCUAGUCAAUGGGCUCUUAGAGGAUGUUGGAGUGCGUUACGCCACUCAAAUUAUUGCAUGUUCGACCUCUGGUUGGGUUGGUGAAUUGGGAAAGCUUUUUGCGGGUCACGACAGGGAAGUUUUCUGGUCUGCGAGUCUGUCCCAUUGUUUCGAGCUUAUGCUGGUGAAUAUUAUGAAAAUGCGUUCCUUUGGAGACAUACUUGACAAGGUCAAUAGCAUUUGGGAGUUCACCAACAACAACAAAUUUUGCAGAGAUCACAGUCAUGGAAUAGUCACAACUGUCUCCUCCUCCUCUGAGUUUGAGUUUGUUAAGCCGUAUCUAACUCUAGAGAAUAUUUUCAAGGCAAAGGGAAACUUGGCAGCCAUGUUUGCUUCAUUUGAUUGGAAGAAAGAAGAAGGGGGCGUAGCAAUAUCCAAGUUGGUGAAAGAUUCCUCUUUUUGGGAAAAUGUUGAAAGAGUUGUGAAAUGUACAUCUCCUCUGAUUCAUGGUCUGCUCUUCUUUUCAACUGCUGGCAACCAGCAUGUUGGAUAUAUCUAUGACACUAUGGACGGUAUAAAGGAGAAUAUCGCGAGGGAAUUCAAUAACGAGACACAAUGUUAUGAGGCGUUAUGGUAUGUAAUAGAUGAUGUUUGGAACAAUCGACUUCACAAUCCUCUUCAUGCUACUGGUUACUUUCUGAAUCCGGCUUCUUUCUACUCAACUGAGUUCCAUCUUGAUCCAGAAGUUGCCACCGGUCUUACCCUCUCUCUGGUUCAGGUGGCAAAAGAAGGUCACAGUAAAAUUGCCGCACAGCUUGAUAAGUACAGACUAGGUAAAGAUUGCUUUAACGAGGCCAGUCAAGCUGAUGAGGUGUCUGGAAUAACUCCAAGUUGUGUUCUUUCUAAAUUUCCUUUUGCAGCUGAGUGGUGGGCUCAAACGGCGAGCCAGUAUCCAGAACUGCAGAGUUUUGCAAUUAAAAUUCUGAGCCAGACAUGUGAAGGUGCUUCAAGGUACAAACUGAAGAGAAGCUUAGCAGAGAAGCUGUUGCUCACUGAAGGAAUGAGCCAUUGUGAACGAAAACAUCUGGAAGAGUUGGCGUUUGUUCAUUACAAUCUUCAGCUACAAAGCUGCAAAGCCAAACUUAAGUGAAGAGCGGUGAAGAUAUUGUGAUGCACAUGUUAUAUGGAUUGACCCCUUCACCUUUUGUCUCUGCGCAGAUUCAGUUUGUAAUUUGUAUAUUCAUCAAGGCUCAUCUUUAGAACCAAUACUGGUAAAUCGAGCGGAUUAUUUUGUUUAAUUAUAAGGGGAUUAUUUCUUAUUCUAUAAUGACAUUUGUACUAGACUCCAUGUGCUGAGGAAGCCGUUGUCGUAGUUUCUAAAGAUGAGGUUGCUUGGCAUAGAGAAAGCUGGCAAGAGUCCACAAGUGGUGAAUCAUUUUGUAACGUUCACUUGAUAGAGUCCACAAGUGGUGAAUCA